ACUGAUAUAGUCCAAUAAUGAGCCGUGACUUCCAUGAAAAGGAAAAUGUUAACAUGAAUUUAUGAAGACGAUAUUCCUUUCCGCGCUUUGCAUUGAAAAACAGGCGUGCCAUUGGCGAAGUACUCCAGACUACUUUUACGCAUCAUCGCUUUUUAGUCUCUCAGUCAGGAUUAAAAUAAAACAUAGUUUACUAUUUGUUUGACACGAAAUUAUAGUUUAGGCGACCUCAGGCAUGCAUAUUACUGUGGACUUGAAGCGAAGCGUCAGUGCCGCGGUUAGUGUGAAAUAGAGGAUUGGACUCGUUGACAGGCCGUUCCUGUCCUCUGUUCCAGUAGUUCCUAAAUGGUGAGUCUGGAUCACUAGUCCAGACCUCAUAGGUCGCAGCUAUGUGUUGUCAUGGUGGAAAACAUUGUAGUCUCGUUUAUGUGGUGGGUCAUGCGUAAACUGGAAUGACCUCAGGUGGGUCAAAGUUUUGGAAGCAGUCAACUGUUUACCCGGGGUAGGGGGCAGAGAAGAGAAAUCGUUUUGUGCUGUGUUUUCUGAGCGAGACGAGAAGGUGGGCCGAUGGCAAUGGAAUGCGUUUGUUGGAGGGGGAGGAGUAUGACUAUGUAAUUAAGUGAGAAGAAAAAUCUUACGGACUGAUUUGUUAGUAUCGCGCAGACCGAGGGUGUACGGGUCGAUAUUCUAGGCUAUCAAGUUUGAAAAGAAGAGUGUGGGGAUCCAAAAUUCAGCGCUUUCUAUACUUUACAUAAUGCUUUUAUGAAUGGACCUCUCACAUUAUAAAGCGCACGGUUCCAGAGUAGCGAGAUUUAUUUUAAUUUGCACCGGCUCGGAUUGAGAUAGCCAUAAAGACAUUCAAAGUGCUUCUUUGUAAAAGCAUAGCCUAUCUGCCAUAUCGUCUCCAUUUGAACUGAGACAUGGGAUUGUUUGGACUUCCACAAUCUCACUGAUGUUCUUGGAUAAGACAUUCUUUACGCGGAUAACUUCUCCACAAUAUUGCAUGGUGCUUUACGGACAAGGAAGAAUGGCGCGAUAAAGUGAUCUUCAGAGAAAUCAAUCGAAGUACCUAUUUUGUGUACACUGUUGGCUGAUGAUGUACUCUCCAAUUUGUCUUACUCAGGAUGAAUUUCAUCCCUUCAUCGAGGCACUUCUCCCUCACGUCCGUGCCAUCGCCUACACGUGGUUCAACCUCCAGGCGAGGAAACGCAAGUACUUCAAGAAGCAUGAGAAGCGGAUGUCCAAGGACGAGGAGCGCGUGGUCAAGGACGAACUGCUCAGCGAGAAGCCCGAGAUCAAGCAGAAGUGGGCCUCGAGGCUCCUCGCCAAGCUCCGCAAGGACAUCCGCCAGGAGUACCGUGAGGACUUUGUGCUCAGCGUGACAGGCAAGAAGCACCCGUGCUGUGUCAUCUCCAACCCUGACCAGAAGGGCAAGAUCCGGCGGAUCGACUGUUUGCGGCAGGCCGACAAGGUGUGGCGCUUGGACCUGGUCAUGGUCAUCCUGUUCAAAGGCAUCCCGUUGGAAAGUACAGAUGGAGAGCGCCUCAUCAAGUCGCCGCAUUGUACCAACCCAACACUUUGCGUCCAGCCGCAUCACAUAACCGUGUCGGUCAAGGAACUGGACUUGUUUCUAGCAUACUAUGUCCAGGACCAAGACUCACAGCAGUCAGGAAGUCCCAGUAACAAUGAGCCAGGCAAGAACCCAGUUUACUUGGAAGACAGCUUCAUCAAAUCAGGAGUCUUCAGUGUUUCAGAGCUGGUGCGAGUGUCCAGAACGCCCAUUACCCAGGGGGCAGGGGUGAACUUCUCCAUGGCCGACAUGCCAAGUCAGCCGUACUACCAGGACCUGAACUCCAGCGUGGGCCUCCAUCGCUCCCUCUCCUCCCCCCCUGGCAGUAAACGGCCCAAGACCCUCAACAUAGAGGAGAGUAUGGAGACCAGUCCCACUGGCCCUGACUUCUAUUCUUCCCCUAGCUCCCCAGCUAGCGGCAGCAGGACCUGGCACGAGAGAGAAGAUAUGUCAUCUCCCACCAUGAAGAAGCCAGAGAAGCCCUUGUUCAGCCCCACCUCCCCGCAGGACUCCUCCCCCAGACUGAGCACUUUCCCCCAGCACCACCACCCUGGACUCACAGGGGUUGGACACAGUGUUAUAUCAACGAGGAGCCCUCCCCCCCACUCCCCCCUGCAGUUCUCUGCCUCGGCCAUCUUGCCCCCUGCCCCGUCACCCUACUUCUCUCACCCCACCAUCCGCUACCCGCCCCAUCUCAACCCCCCUGACUCCCUGAAGAGCUACGUGCCCAGCUACGACCCGUCCAGCCCACAGAGCAGCCAGCCUAACAGCAGUGGCCAGGUGGGGAAGGUUCCAGGCCACUUCACCCCAGUCCUGGCCCCCUCUCCGCACCAUGGCACAGUGCGACCCGUCUCUCUCUCCAUGCCCGACACCAAGCCCAUCACAUCAGAAGGUGAGUACAACGGAUACUCAGCCCCGGGCACCCCCACAGCCAAUCGUUUUGUAGGACUGAGCCCUAGAGAUCCGGCCUUCCUUCACCAGCAACAGCUCAGGAUAUGUGACUGGACCAUGAAUCAAAACGGCAGGCAUUAUGGCCCCAGUGGCACUGAGGAUACUUUGGGGAUUGCUUGGCAAAGUCCUGGUACCUGGGCGAGCUUAGUUCCAUUCCAAGUCACGAACGGGACUCCAAUUCUGCCAACAAAUGUCCACCAGAACUACAGCAUAAACAUCAUUGACUUGAGUUGGUUUGGAGCGAAUCUGAUCCGGUCCACUCUAGCUAACUCUAUGCCAUGCCAGACAGUCAUUGUGUGAGAAGAGCCUUUCCAUUCAAAAUACUGUGAUGUAUCCUGUACAAAAACAUUUAGAUGCCUUAAUAUUUUGCAUGACAACUCUUAGUCUGAUAGUGGUAUUCUUCUUCUUCAUUCUGUUGUUGGGAGUUUCUAACCUUAGUUUACGAACAGGGGAAGUGAUCAGAAACACACAAAGGCUGACUGUAAGUUAUUCAACUCUGACCUUUACCCCUUCUGCAGAAGAGGCUCCCAUGUCAAACUAUUGACUAUUACAUUUACAUUUACAUCAUUUAGCAGACGCUCUAUGUAACCAUAGGAACAAAUUGUGAAUUCAGAGUUUUUUGGGUGGGGGGGAGGGAUUUCAGUUUACUGUGAUACAAUUUCUCUUUUGUCUGAAACUUGUUAUCCUGUUGAUUCUGUACUGCUAUCCACUUAAAGGUUAGUUAUACUCCUUAGAGUUGUGAACUCUUACUAUAGUAAAAAAAGAACAAGAGAAAAACACUAUAUUUUUAGGUUAGAGAUUUGACCCGUUUUUUAAGAAUUCGUAUAUCCUCUAGAAAAGGAAAAAAAAAAGAAAAAAAAUUAUCUAAAAAUCUCGAAAGAGGCAAGUGCAAUUGAAUUUUUGAAGGGAAACUAUGUCUGUCAGCCCUAAGACUCUAAAGGAAGGAGGGUAAAAAUUAAACUUCGUUGUUUUAAAUACGUAAAAAGGUUUAAAAAAAAUAACAUUUGAGUUGAUUUCAGUCGCUUUUCCAUGUAUCUAAAUAUGGAAAGAAAAGAAUACUAAGCCUGAAAUGCAGUGAUGUGUUUGAAGGUGCGCAUUAAGCUACCUGUGCAGAACUGAAUAUGAACAAGACAGCACUUCUAUUGAGCCCUACUCAGUCUCAUGGGGAGCUUCUUAUUUAUUGUGAGGAAAGAAAUACAUUUUUUGUUUUUUUGUUUUUUAAACACACGUAGUGUAUAAAAUGGCAUCUGAAAUCAAGAACAUAUGCAUUUGGCCAUCAGCUUAUGAAGCUUGUGUUUAUAAUAUGACUUGAUGAAAAAAAAAAAAGAAUGCAGGCUGUUGAAGUCAUUCACGAAAAUGUAUGUGUAUGUCGAAAAAUCUACACUUUUUGUGCAACCCUGAACCUUCAAGGUUGCAGAGGGUUGCAUAUUUUGCUUCUUGAACACUCAAAUCCCAGAUACAGUGGUGGCAGUCCCUGAAAUCUAGAAUUGUGCAUGGCAGGUCUAUUGCCUUGGCCUCUCUCCAAGUCCAGAUAUAUUUAUAUGACCAAUCUCUCCAAUACUCUUAAUUUGCACGAUGACAUACUAGUCCACAUUACGUGCCUUGCCUUUGAUUAUAGAGUCAUCACUACACUUGUUUUUUGCUGCAUUUAUUACCAUUAUAGAAAAUAAAUUAACAUUUUUAUGAUAAGUAAAUUGUUUUGUACUCUGAAUGAAAAUGGUGACAUUGUUGAUUUUAACGUUCCUUUACUACUUUAUCUCACAGUUACAUUGCAUAUCAAGGCUGUGUAUAGUCGCCGUUCUAAAGUUUAUAAUCAACCAUAAUUAUUUUUCAGUAUUUUCGGUGGUUUUUUAAUAACCUUUCAUUUUUGUUGUUAUCGUUUUUGUCAUUUCGUUUUUGUUUUUCAUCUUCCAGUUACUAUCGAGGAGGGAGGAAUUCAGAUGUAUGAAAAUUAUGCAAUACCAACUUUUGCCUAUGUAGGUAGUGCUUAUAGAUAUGUCAACUAUUAGAGGCUAGUUUGGAGACAAUAUUGUAAUGCAUUUAUUUUGUUGAUAUUGUUGUUGUUGUUGUUGUUGUUGUUGUUGUUGUUUUCCUAUUUUAAUUGACCAAAGUGGGACUGCUUUCUAUGCAGUGUAUGAGAAGGUCUUUUUUAGUGUACUGAGAGAUGGAGAGACAUGUUUCAGUGUGUUUUGAAUUCUUGGUGGGGGAGGGAGGGGGUCUUUUUUCUAAGCUUACAGUUUGUCUGUAAAGAAUGCACCCGUUGGUCUCGUUUGGCUGCAAUGUCACUGAUCUGUCUACUGUGACAAAUUUGACUAUUUUCUUUCAACUUCCCACCUGGGGUGCUAGCAUGUGACAUUGACUAAGCUCAUUUUCACAGGAGAGAUGGCUUGACUUGAGUGUGACAAUCAUUAAAAAAAUAAUUUCAGGAGAGGAACACAUUAACCUUAAUCAGACCCGCAAUUGAAAACUGAAACCAUACUGCAAUUGUGAAAAGCCAACACUUUGUUCAUACUACUUGUAUACAGUAUGCAGGAAACUAUAUUAGCGUUAACCCUUAACAUACAUCUGUGCCAUUCUAUUAUCAGUCGCUGUGUGCAAUUCCCAAGUAGAUGCCUUAAAAUAUAUAUAAAUUAAAGUUACCUGUUACACAUGAGCUACAAUCAACAAACUGACAAAUGCUUGUGAGACCAGUCAAAUCAGUCUAAAGAAAGUAUUUGUAAGUAGUCAAAUUUAUGCACUAAAUCUGUAUAAACCCCAGGGAUACCUCUAAUCAUCUGGGGAAGUUAUUUUAUCGCUAUAGGGAGCCUUGUAUUUUAUAAUGUAAGCUAUGGACUACAGAGGAAGGAUAUCUGCUAUUUUCCUUGUACUCUGUAGGACCAGAAGAAUAAGAAGAAAAAUAGAGCCCUUGCAUAGCACAUAGGCAUUGGUUAAUCGUCUUCCCCAAGUGUGUGGUGUCAAAUAUAUAACUCUAAAAAAGUCUUACAUAUAUGAACAAAAACAAAAUCUCAGGCAUUACAGGGCAUUACGAAUUCCAAUGAUAACUCUCCCACUUUGUAAUAUGAGAAACUACUUUUAUAACUCAAAUAGACACUAUCCACAAUGAUGUUUUGACACCUGUUGCACUCUAUCCCAACAAUUGUGAACAUUCUUACCUGCUUCAUUCGAAGCAAGGUACUGUAUUAUAUACCCAACACUUUUUGAGAGGCCAGAAAGUAUAUAAAACGUAUUAAACUCAAGUCAAGCUUAUUCUCUCCUCCUUCACCAAAAUACUUAUUCUGAUUUUGUGAAGAAAAAACAUAACAAAAAAAAGCCACCCCGUUCUAUGUGCACUGUUCUGCCUUUUUUGUGUGAAAACGUAAGUGCUUUGCAGCCUCUGGCCAUUGGAGACCCCACUGAAGUGCAUUUUCCCUGAGUUAAGUGUGAUAGAAAUGUGUCAGGCUUGAUGUGGUGUUGAUAUUUUGGGUAGAAGACUGUCUGUAUAUAAAGGUGAAUACUGUGGUGGCGUCGAUAGCAGUAGUCCUUUGGGGUCAAAUCUGCUUUUUGCAGCUUGUGAGUAAUGUGUGUUUGUGAGAAUGUGUGAGUAUGUGUGUGCUUGUAAGAGAGAAUGUAUGAGGGAUAGAGAGAGUGAAACUACACAUCGAGCGAAGAUGAGGGUAUUUCUAUUGAGAAGCCUGCCUUAUAGGCAGGAGUUUGUACACUGUAGUCUUUUUCAUGAUUUUUCUUUGACGCCCUUGUUUGUAAGUGUUUUCAAACAUCUUGGGGAAUAUGAGUCAAUUCCAUUUCAUGAAAAAAAGAAAAAACAAUAAAUUGGUUGCGGCUGGACUUGAGUUACAACUCUCCAGCUUUCCCAAAAUAAUCGAAAAUAAAAGUAUUUUAUCAAUUUUCCAUAUUCCUGUAUUUAGGGGAAGUAUCCUAUACAGAACCCUAAAAUGUAAAAAAAAAAAUAUAUAUGUUUUUUUUAAAUUGUGUUUGUGCUUAUAAACUUUCCAUUUUGGAAACAUUUCAGUAAUAUUUUAAAUUCUUGUUUUUGUUAGUGUGGCCAUAGUACAGAGUGUGAUGUGAUUAUGUGGUUUUGAAUCCAUGUCGGAGAGCGAGGGAAAUAGAGGAUUGAUUGGGGUUCUAUGUUUAACGGUAGGGGAUAUCUAUUCAUGUCACUUUACAAUAAAGUUACCUGAUUUGAGCCUACCACCAGUGAAUACCAGGGUAACGUCUUAAGUGACAUCAUAGAUUGUUCUACUGUGCUAAAAUCAAGUGUGUUGUGUCAAUCGUACGUAAGUCCUCCUUUAGAAAUGUGCCGUAUAGAGCUUUGCUCAGAAAAAUCAUAAUUACAGGAUGAUGAAACAAUCCAUGAGAAGUUUGGCGCUAGCAUUUGACAAUGUUUUGAUGUGUCUAUUAGAGGUUUGGAACAGGCAUGUGUAUGCAACAUCAAGCAAGUAGUUCCGCUGUGAGGAUUGGUUGAUGUAAGUCCUUUGUGGCCCCAAGGCAUCACAGAUUUUUGCACUUUCCAUAAUUUAAACUACAUUUGAUUCAAGCCCUUCAAGUACUCCUAUUGCCCUUAGAAAUUGCCCUUAGAUUCUCCAGACCUUUUAUAUCAGUGUUUCACUCAUGGUAGAUCUUUCAUAGAUAUACAGGUAUUGGCAGGUUUUUUGUUGCAUACAUUUUUUAAGGUAAUAUUUAUUUUCAAAGGGCUACUUUAAUUUGAUCAUGUCUGGACAGUAUGUACAUGGUUGAAACCGUUUUCACAGAAUGACAUGUAGGCCCACGGAUAAGAAAGGCUUGGUAGAGAUUAGUAUUAUUCAAUAUUCAGUAAUGAUUGCUGAAAGCUAUCCAUGGUCAACCGUUCAGUUAGUACCUUAUGCAAGGAGGACCAGUGGCAAUCAUGCAAUAUCUGUGUAGUUGUAGUUACUGAAUGUUUAGUGCUCUAGGGACUAAGAGGACAGAUGGAUGGACGAAAGCGCUUUCAGGAGGUGUGUUUUUACGCAAGCAAUAGAUGUGUUCCAUGUAUGGAUUAUUAACAUCAGGUUGUUGUUGUAAGCAGGAAACAUAAAAACCAGCAUUUUAUGUCUUAUUAAUCACUAAACAAAAUAUAUUAUUAAUUCAGUGCCUGUUCAAGCUCACCGUCUCAGUGGAGUGUCCAUUGUUAAUAUGUGUGGGGCGCCUUGGGGUGUUCUCCCGAAUCUUUUGUUUGUUGUUUUGGUUUUGGUUUGAGAUGUGGCUUCGCAACAGCGGUUUUUUGUGCUUCAUUCAUUUGAAGGUCUUGUUCAACUGGGUGCGCGCGUCUCAUGCUUGGUCUUUGAGGGAAAAAAAACGAUGUGUACACGUCAUUUGGACAGUGUGUUUAUUUGGAUUGUCAAUUGCUACAUUAUGUAAACUAAUGUCAUUUGAAAUUAAUGCUUGCCAACUUCUCCGCACGGUUGACUUCUUAUGGGUCUUGUGGCACUUUUACUCCCUCUGCGCACACAUUAUUACGAUGGCGAAUCACUUCAAGGUGAAUUAAAAAACACAACAACAACAACAACAACACCAAUGAAAUAAUGUAACAGUCUCCAGUAGUGACUUGUAGUAACACUACAGGUGUGUGCAAAGGUCUAUGUAUGUAUUGAAUGUACGUUUUAGAGGACUUUUGAAACCUUUUUGUUUAUAUCUUGUUAUUUUACAGUUUAGGAACCACAGGUAUCCAUUGUGAACUGUAUAGCGAAGUCCUUGAUAUCCCUUCUUUUUUUAUUGAUUUUAGAACUUUAAAGCAGUAGGCAAUGCCUUUGAGAUGGUUACAUUUGGUGCAGAGGCUAAAAUUGCCACAAGAUUAAAAUCAAUGUAAAUAAGGCUCAACAUUUUUUGUGAUUGUUACUGUAAUAUCCAGCCUAUACUGCUAGCAGCUGUUUUUACUGCAGUCAAUUACUGGAAGUGGAUAUAUUUCCUAUGCAAAACUGUUUAAACAAUAAAAUGAGCUAUGCUACAAAAAUG
Molecule: messenger RNA, 8482 nt
Organism: Coregonus clupeaformis (lake whitefish)
Lineage: Eukaryota; Metazoa; Chordata; Actinopteri; Salmoniformes; Salmonidae
Product: nuclear factor 1 B-type
Exons: 13
Coding region: 1091-2818 (575 amino acids)
Biological process (GO): regulation of transcription by RNA polymerase II
Cellular component (GO): nucleus
Molecular function (GO): RNA polymerase II cis-regulatory region sequence-specific DNA binding; DNA-binding transcription factor activity, RNA polymerase II-specific
Source: RefSeq, a predicted model, not a curated record